This is a messenger RNA of Sarcophilus harrisii (Tasmanian devil), 1321 nucleotides long. Its product is annotated as storkhead-box protein 1. Gene Ontology annotation, molecular function: RNA polymerase II transcription regulatory region sequence-specific DNA binding; DNA-binding transcription activator activity, RNA polymerase II-specific. The transcript has 3 exons. The record is from RefSeq and is a predicted model, not a curated record. Gene Ontology annotation, biological process: positive regulation of transcription by RNA polymerase II. Gene Ontology annotation, cellular component: nucleus; cytoplasm. Lineage: Eukaryota; Metazoa; Chordata; Mammalia; Dasyuromorphia; Dasyuridae. Bases 568 to 987 code for a protein of 139 amino acids.
UGCCCAAUUCCAUUGCGAGGUCGGAUUGAUAAUAACUUUUGGGAAUCUUGGCCAAGGUGUUAAAAUCCGAAUGUCCACUGUUCUCUUGGGGAGGAUAAGUCUGAAGUUUACAAGUAGUAGGGGGUUAGGGAGGAUUCUGGCAGGGCACAAAGCUUGGAGUAAUCUCUCCGGGAUAGUUUAGUUUGGGAAUAAAUGCUUUCUAAGGCCGCUCGCGCUUUUCAUCCUGUCUCCCCCAGGGCCUUCUCAACCGCGGGGACUUCCCUCUAGCUUUGGAUUCCUACGGUUAAUUCCAGGAGAGGUUUCCCCAGCCUUUCUGCAAACUGCCCGCCUCUCCGCUUUCCUCUCCGCCCCCUGCGCGCGGAGUCAGCCAGGCGCCGAGGGCAAGGCAAGGGCUCGGGCGAGUCAAGUUUGUGGGCCGAUGCACUGGGGGACCGACGGUGGAAGAUGAUCGAGGGCCAGAAGGCCACCUGCACUUGGAGCCAAGACCCAAUAUCCUGUGGCUGCAGGAGCGGGAGGCGACAGUGAGAAGGGACCCAGCAGCGGCAGUCACCCCAGCACAGGCCAGCGAUGCCUCAGAAAAUGGAUAAGUUUCUGCAGAUCGCGCCUCAUUCCCUAGCCAUAGUCCUGAGCCAAGCUGGGGGGCCGGCUACGGUGAAACCUGCAGCCCUAGUGGAGCAGGGGGCCUCGGCCCCAGCUUUGGGACAAUCGCAGCUGCAGCAGCUGCAGCAGCCGCCCCAGGGCAGGCAGCUAGCCCGUCACCACAUCGGCUACGAGAUCUUCGCAGACUUCAAAGCCGAGAACAUGCAGCAUUUCUGGAACAAGAAAGUGACGGCUGCCGUGGCCGAAACCUUCUUCCUGGGCUGGAUCGACGAACAGGUCCUGCUGAUCCAGGGCAAAGAGGAACACUUGGAGGCGCUCCGGGAAGGUUGGAUGCGCCGGGCACUAAAACCCCCCACAGGAUUCCUCAUCCGUUGCCUGGAUCAUUGAAGUCCAAAGGCAAGGUAAUGGCCUGAGAUGCAGUGGAAUGACUUCAGUCUUCAAUAUCUGGCCAAGCUCUAGGAGCUCCAUAGUGCCUGAUGCAGCUGCCUUUUUGGCUAGUGGAACAAAUUAUUCUCAUCCAUCUAUUCCACCGGGGGAAAUCUUCAAAACAUGCUUGGGAUAGACAUUCCCUUGACUCCUCAGAGCACAGUGGCACAGUGGAUGGAACACCAAUCCUGUAGUCAGGAGAACUAGAGUUCAAAGCUGACUCCAGACCCAAAUUAGUGAUCCUGAACAUGUCAAUUAACCCUGAUUGUAAAAAAAAAAAAAAAAAAAAAAAAAA